Messenger RNA from Hipposideros armiger (great roundleaf bat), 1338 nucleotides. It is a transcript of the gene SPATA4, whose product is annotated as spermatogenesis associated 4. The coding region runs from base 1 to 906 and encodes 301 amino acids. The record is from RefSeq and is a predicted model, not a curated record. The transcript has 6 exons. Gene Ontology annotation, biological process: regulation of cytoskeleton organization. Gene Ontology annotation, molecular function: microtubule binding. Gene Ontology annotation, cellular component: axoneme. Lineage: Eukaryota; Metazoa; Chordata; Mammalia; Chiroptera; Hipposideridae.
AUGGCUGCUUCCCGCGGGGAAGAAGGGUUUCUGACGGUGCCCAAGGCGGCCCUACCGAACUCGUCACUAUCGUCACAGCCGUCAGUUCCCCACCGAGGGGAGCCUAAAAAGUGUCUGGUCUAUCCGCACCCGCCGAAGCGCUCCUGCCUGCCUCCGUCCAUCCUGCGCUGGCUCCAGAGCCUGGAUCUCACCUUCUUUCCCAGGAAUAUCAACAGGGAUUUUUCAAAUGGCUUCCUGAUCGCAGAAAUAUUCACCAUAUAUUAUCCCUGGAACCUUAAGUUGUCAUCCUUUGAAAAUGGAGCUUCUUUAAAAGUCAAGUUGGGUAAUUGGGCACAGCUGGAACAGUUCCUGGCCAAAAAGAAAAUUAGAUUACCUAAAGAACUUAUCUAUGGAACAAUUCAUUGUAAAGCUGGAGUACCUGAAAUACUGAUACAAGAGGUUUACACCUUGUUAACACAUCGAGAAAUUAAAACUAUCCAGGAUGACCUUGUGAAUUUUACAGACUACAGUUACCAGAUGCAUUUGCCCCUGGUUCCCAGGUCUACAGCUUCGAAGUCUAUUAAAGAUAACAUUAGGUUGUCAGAAUUAAUAAGUAAUCCCAACAUGGCCAGCAAUGAGUUUAAAAUUGAUUUCCUCUUUCUUUUACAAACGUUGCAAAGGAAAUUAAGCAUAAAAUUGUAUCCAGAAUGGUUUGAUGUCAAACCAACAGUGGGAGAAUUUACUCUGGAUCAACUUCCUGCCCAGGCCUCUGAGUCAGAACACAAUUCAGUGACUUCAAGCCAAAGAGUUGCUCCUGUUUUCCCAAAUACAAGUAAUGGUGGCAAUUCACUUAAAACAAUUCCUGUGAAGCAAGCUGAAACACUUUUUGAAUCUUCUAUGGAACCUAUCGGAAACACGGAAAAGUAACCUUGAAACGCACCUGUCUAAUGGCUUUGCAGAAGUGAUGCCACCAUCUCCUGCCUUACUAAAGGGAUAUGAUCACCUAGUCUGGGAUAUAUUUCAAUAAUAAGUUAUCAAAUUAAAGUGGUGUCUUAUCCAUAAUUGGGCUGAAGAACAUGUUUGUUUUGUUUUCAUUUCCAUUCAACAACCAUUUAUUUAAAAACACCUGUGCCAGGUACUGUUGAAAUUACAAAAUCAAAUUAAUUAGUACAGAAUGAAUACAAAUAAUUUAAAAGAUACAGUUAAACAUAAUUUACCAUGACAAGAGUUCUUUCUCAUAAAUUUUGUAGAAAUGGUGAUUCUACUUUGCAAUGUUUUCCUCAUUAGAAAUGAAAAGAGUGAGGGCUGGCCGAGUGGCUCAGUUGGUUAAGAGCUCGCUCAAGAGUGCAAGCUCUGAGC